Messenger RNA from Eriocheir sinensis (Chinese mitten crab), 596 nucleotides. Its product is annotated as 28S ribosomal protein S29, mitochondrial-like. The annotation marks the transcript as partial. NCBI's taxonomy places the organism in Eukaryota, Metazoa, Arthropoda, Malacostraca, Decapoda, Varunidae. The transcript is spliced from 4 exons. The record is from RefSeq and is a predicted model, not a curated record. Gene Ontology annotation, molecular function: structural constituent of ribosome. Gene Ontology annotation, biological process: apoptotic process. Gene Ontology annotation, cellular component: mitochondrial small ribosomal subunit; mitochondrial ribosome.
GCGCGCCAUCCAGGACAGGUGCAAGGUGGCGGUGGUGAUCGACGGCAUCAACACCUUCUUCUCGCCUGUCACCCGUCAUCGCCGAGAGGACCGGAGCAUCGUCGGGCCGGAGCACUUCACACUGUUCCAGGCCUUCAUGCAGCUCUUCGGCAGUGACUGGAAGAACGGUGUAAUGCUCGGCACCUUAGACAGAAUCGCUAAUGAGGCCGCAAGGAGGGAGUCACACCUGCCUCGCUAUGUCCUGCGCCAGAAGGGUUGGGAGACUCUUGAUCCCUUCGUGCCGAUCCCUGUUGAUGACUACAAUGAGGUCGAGAUGCGCAGUGCCAUCGACUACUUUCUGGACCGUCACUGGCUGCAGAACCCCAUGGCAGGCUCGGACAUUGGGCGGAGAGAGUUGGCGACCCUUUCAGCGCACAACCCUCGCCUCCUAGCGGAUGUCUGUCGGCCCCUCUAACGAGAACGGGUGUGGAACAGGUGUGGAGGGCAGGCAGGUGUGUGGCCGUAGUGGUGUUUUCUCUGUACAGUUGUUUUUUUAAUGUGUGUAUAUGUUAUGUAUUCUCUGGAGUACUAUGUGAAUAAAUACUAGUAAUGAUGAA